This is a messenger RNA of Oreochromis aureus, 1722 nucleotides long. RefSeq names its product charged multivesicular body protein 4C (gene chmp4c). Gene Ontology annotation, cellular component: ESCRT III complex; cytoplasmic side of plasma membrane; multivesicular body. Bases 426 to 1091 code for a protein of 221 amino acids. The transcript is spliced from 5 exons. The record is from RefSeq and is a predicted model, not a curated record. Gene Ontology annotation, biological process: vesicle budding from membrane; late endosome to vacuole transport via multivesicular body sorting pathway. Lineage: Eukaryota; Metazoa; Chordata; Actinopteri; Cichliformes; Cichlidae.
AACUGAAGAAGCUUCUCGGAUGAGAGGUGAAACGUCUUUAAGCAACUCAAGAAGUCCAGACGCUUUUCUUUCCAAGCUCCUUAGUCUACGAUGACCUGGAUGACUGAGAACCUUCACAGACGUUAAAACGAGAUAUGAUGCACUGUUGUAUUAUCCCGUUUGGAGAGAAAACACGGAAAAGACGCAAAAUUUAAGCCCUGGUGGAAACAGGAGGUAAGGCGUCAGGUAUCCAGACGUCACGCAGGUAUCGGCGAAAGGUGUGGCGAGAGUUGUGUUCACUGGCUUGUUUGAAAGCACACAAAGCCGUCGAGCUGGAAUAUCUGCCCGCAACACACCCGCCUUUAGAGAAAAGAAGCUUGGACGAUCGUUCAGGCUGUUUUGUUUUUUAGUUACCAACAAAGUUUACCCCUCAAAAAACAGCCAAAAUGAGCAAAAUCUCCAGUUUGUUCAAGGGGGGCUCGAAACACAAGUCGAAGGGAGGCCCUUCGGCCCAGGAGGCCAUCCACAAACUCCGGGAAACAGAAGAAAUGCUGACAAAGAAGCAGGACUACCUGGAAAAGAGGAUAGAGCAAGAACUUGCAAUAGCCAAGAAGCACGGCACGAAGAACAAGAGGGCUGCCCUGCAGGCCUUGAAGAGGAAAAAGCGUUUGGAGCAGCAGCUCACCCAGAUUGAUGGCACGCUCUCCACCAUCGAAUUUCAGAGGGAAGCUCUGGAGAACUCGCACACCAACACGGAGGUCCUGAAGAACAUGGGCUAUGCUGCCAAGGCCAUGAAGAAGAUCCAUGAGAACACGGAUUUGGGGAAGAUUGAUGAUCUGAUGGCAGAUAUCACCGAGCAGCAGGACGUGGCCCAGGAAAUCAGUGAUGCUAUCUCCAGACCUUUUGGGGAAACAUUUGAUGAGGAUGAACUGUUGGCUGAGCUGGAGGAGCUAGAGCAGGAGGACCUUGAUGAAAGUAUGAUGAGUAUGGGCGGACUGCCCAGCGUUCCCAGCUCCAAACUGCCUUCAUCAAGAUCCAAUGAGCGCGCAACAACCAGGAGAAAGGUUGAAGAGGAAGACGACAUGCGGAUGCUGGCAUCGUGGGGAACUUAAGUACACUGAGGCAGCCUGUUUCCUGAAGAAAGCACACACAGAACUAUAUAAGGAUCUCUUUCUCCCAGUCUUUUUAUUAUUAUUAUUGAAAGCCAGCAACAUAUUAUGUUUAAGUAAACUUUCAGCUACAUGACUAGUAAUAUUUAUCAAGAAGUAAAGGAAUAGGAUUUUGUUCCCAUGUGUGAGGGCUUUUUGUUGUUGUUGUUGUUGUUGUUGUUGUUGUUGUUUUUUCUUUUAAUGGAAAUCUAUGGAAGGUCGUUUCUGCCACUACAAUAAAAAAGAUUUGCCAUAUACAAUUCAAAAUUUUGUGUUAAUAUCUCACAAUUUUGGGUUUGUGUAUCUUAAAUGUCUGAGAAACUAACUUGAACUUGAAAAAUUACAAAUUUUGACAUCUGGAUGGAAAUUGUUUGCCUUCUGUGUCAGAAACAAACUUCCAUAGAAACCACACUAAUCUAUGACAGAAAAUUUCUAAAGGGUCAAUGAAAUUGUAGCUAGGACUCGACAAAUGCUUUUAUAACUUAGGGCAAAACUGUACUUCAUUCAGCUGUAAAUAACUUCUGCAUUAAUGUUGUAAAUAUAGGCUAUUGCUUUAUCCCUGUUCCGCAAUAAAAGUCUUAUGCAUAUCUCAAAA